CUUUUGUUUUCAAUGAAUUUAUUAUAUUUAUUAUCUGGUAAUGUCAAAGGUCAAAAACAAAUCAAUUGACACAUUUUUGAGACAAUUUUGUAUCAAAAUAUUAAUUAUACAAGAUGCCGACAAAAUUAUAUUCCAAAGCGGGUGCCGCAAGAGGAAUAAAAGUGCCUGCAACCGAUGAAGACAAAGCAUUGUUGAUAAGAGCAAAUACUUAUCCACCUGGCGUGAAAGGCUUACUGCGCAUCCCCACUGACCCACUCUAUACCGUUGCCAUCUUGUUCAUCAACCUGUUUACCUAUACUUGCAUUAUUUAUGACUUCAGUGUUGAAUUGAGACGCCGCGCGUACGUUGGUGAAUUUGUGCUCAUCGAUUCCGGAUCUUUACGCCGUUUUAUAUUUUGCAUGGAUUUCAUUAUUUUUAUCGAUGUUCUCUUGGGUAUUUGUCAUCGUCAAGCUAAAAUGACACCGGCGCGGAGUAUCUUAAACAUUACAAUUGAUUUCAUUGCUUUGAUACCAUACGAAUUGAUUUAUGUGGUCAUGCGAGGAGUUGACAUGCGCGUUUACUUCGGUUUGCGUCUCAGAUACGUUCUGAAAUUAUUUCGGUACAUUAGCGAAGUUCGUCAUGCGAACCGAUUUAAACUAUCAAUGGAAUACGUAAUGGCUGUUUAUAUUAUUGUUAUGUCUGCGGUUUGUUUAAUGGCUGUCUGCAUUCGGCUGCAGAUUCAUUGUUUGCCGGACUAUACAAACAAAAAUUCAAUCAUUCAAUGCGAUAAUCUUACAUUGGUUGAUAUUGCAUUCACAUAUGCAAUCAUUAAUGGUCAAAUUAGUUAUUCGGGAAUGCUUUUUGUCAAUGAUUCAUUCACGAAUAUCAACCACCUGGAUAAUAUCAUACAAAUAUUCUUCAUGAUUACGUAUUUCAUCUUGAUAUCAAAAGUAAUCUGUAUAUUUUGGGAGAAAAAUCAAUACAAGUAUCAGUUUUGCUCGGUUGGUAAUUCGGUGUUGAAAGUAAUGGCUACCAGCAAGACACGCAGCUGGUUUGGGUACUUUCGACAAACAGAUAACAGAAAAAUGACGUUUUUGAGACAAUACCUGGCGUCAUGUUGGAAACACUAUCAAGUUGAGCACAUUAAAGCAAGUUACGUUGGUGAUUACAAAGCAGCGACUAUCCCGGCCGUGAUUUAUGCUGAAAUGACACUAGAUCUGAAUUGGAACAUGUUUAAACACUCGAAAUUAUUUCGAAAUGAAGAUGUGGCGUUUCUAAGACAGUUGUCAAAGUUAACUGUGUUCAGUUUUGGAACGAAAAACGACAUUAUUUAUCAGCAAGGAAAUCGUAGAAGUAUUAUGAUUUAUAUUAUCAAAGGAAUUGUUAGUAUGAUGAGUGAGAGUACCGGAAAGACGCCAUUAAUGUCGUUUUCGGGCGGGACCGUUUUUGGCGAACUGUCAUUAUUUUUAAAUGUGCCAUCAGCCACCACAAUCGCUUGCAGUACUUAUUGCGAAUAUCUUGUACUUUCAAGACUGGAAUUCAUGAAGAUCCGGCAAAUUUACCCGGAAACUUAUCAGAAGUUACAAACUAAAUGUCUUAAACGGAUAGAAUAUGCAAAAAAUUAUGAUUUUCUUGCAAAGGAAAUGUAUAAAAAUGGCGAAAUAGCUUUACCCAAAUCAAAAGUUUCUCUAAGAUAUAUAAAAUCAAUUCUAAGAAAGUAUAUGGUAUCACCCCAGCCGCCUUUAGAACAAUCAAUAUUUAUACCCCCCGAUAUGAAACCGGAAGCUUCUUUUAAUGGUACCAUUUUUAACACACGUUUUAUUUCACUCUACGUGGAAGCAAACAAAAUCGAAUCGGAUUUCAACACGCACUUCGCGGUUGCCGGUAUCAAUUUUAAACUUAAACCUUCAUCUACACUCUACUCAAUAUGGCGCUUUUGGAUUUGUGUCCUCACUUUAGUCGAUUGCAUAUUUUAUCCGAUAGGCGCCGCUCAGGAUACUGGUCUCUACACAAACAUCUACGAUUAUUUCGUAAUAGGCAUUCGAAUUUUUUACAUUCUCGACUUUGUCACCUAUAAUUUCAUUUCGAUUAAACAAGAUGGCCGUGUGAUAGUUGACUCUGAAUUGAUUCUAAUGCACCAUAUUCAAACGUUGUACUUUUGGCUAGAUUUUGUGAGCUGUAUUCCCAUUGAGGUUCUUGUGAACCUAAUGCAAACCGAAUUACAUCCGUAUAUUUAUCGUAUGUAUGGGAUUAAUAGACUCAUCAAGCUUUAUAAGGUUUUUAUGACGAUUGAUCAUAACAUAAUGAUCAGUUCGGUGCUGUUGUUUGUGAUGCCUAUCGUCAAGUCCAUCUACAGCGCCAUCUUGCUGUUAUUCUUCGGUUAUUUGACAUUCCAUAGAUUUGGUUAUUACGAUCGUUGUAUUCUGGAGGUACCCGAAGAAGAGGUGACUUUCUGGAUGAAAAUAAAUAUUGUCUAUCAGUUUUACUUCUCCAUGGGCGAAGUUGGAAUGGAAGUCGAUCGAAACGCGAAUUUGAUCCCGUUGAUUAUCCUGCAAAUUGCCGCAAUGUAUGUGCUGACGUAUAUUUUUUGUUUAAACGCGGCUGCAUAUAGUCUUCAUAAAUUGCCAACCAUUACCUAUGAGAAUAUGGUCGAUGAUAUAAAACGAAUUUUUGAACUUUUGAAAUUCCCUUAUGGUCCACGAACAAAAAUGAAUAAUUAUUUGAAGAUGUUACACGGAAUAGAAAAUCCCACUCAAGAUAUCACGUACCGUCCAAUGAUGGGCAAAGCUUUAUACCGAGAUCAUACCAUCAAUAUGCACUAUAAAUUUAUAGACAGCUUAGCACUGUUCGAAACCCUGUCAAAAGCAGCGAAACAUAGAAUUUGUGAAGUCGCUGAUGUACAAUUUAUUCCACGUGGAGAACUUGUCGUAAUCGCCGGAUCUGUAGUGAAGAAUAUUUAUUUUAUUAUGGAUGGACGGUGUGAGUACACCUUGAAAGAUGGUACCCCUGAAUUGAGGCCACUGGAAGCAAAAACUGCAAUACUUUUGCUUGAGGCUUUGGUCGGUCACACUGCGAUUUCGAAUGUUAUCGCCAAAACAGACUGUCGAUUUUUGAGCAUUUCCGUCAGCGACUUCCGCCGAAAAUUAAUCAAAUAUCCCGCAGAAAUGGCCGAACUCAAAAGUGCUGUUAUUAAUGUCAUCGCAACGCAGCACAUGAGACAUUUGCAGACAAUUGAACCGCGAGCAAACGCUUGUUUAGAAGAAAAUACAUCAUGCCGGUAUUAUAAUCUUAAUCCAGUUCAGUUCAAGAUUGCAUUUGGCUUCUUUAGUUUCAUAUCUAUGUUUUUCAUGAAGAGGACUAUUACACCGUUCGGGAGAUUUUGGUUUUCGUGGGAAAUUGCUCACAUUUCGAUUGUUUUUAUUUAUUCGUUCAUUGGUACCAUUCCGAUUACGGUGAGUUGUGAUUUCCGCCAUGUUUGGUUUUAUUUGUUCCGGCUGCUCGACGUUUUCUUCAUUAUUGAUAUCUAUUUACGUCAUCAUGUCGGGUAUUUCAAUAAGUAUCAAAUCGAAGUGCUGCAUCCAUGGAAAUGUGCGAAACAUUACUGGAAAACUGGCUUUUUAUUAGAGUUUAUUGCAACCCUUCCGUUGGAAUUAAUUGUAUUACCUUUGGUGGAUAGCAUAGACAUAACCUAUCUUACACUUCUACGUGUCAACCGCCAUUUGCGAAUCUUUAGAUUUCGUGGAUUGGUCAAAUUUCUCAAUUUUCGCUAUUUGAAGACUUAUAAAGCUGUUGUCCUCCUCACUUUUAUGAGUAUUUCAUUAAUCAUGUGCAACUUUUUGUUAGUUUUUCUGUAUCAAUCCGAACCUGUGGUCAUUCGAAAUUGCCGGCCUAUUUUCGAAGAAAACAACGUGUUUGUUUUAUGGGAAAGUUAUACAUAUAAACUGAAAAGUGCCAUUAAACAAAUAUUCAACGUUGGAAUCCACGAAGACUCCGCAAAUAUAUCACAACUUUGGUUAAAUGUAUUAAUGAAUGCCCUGGGACAAAUUGUCAUCACCUCAGUAUCGUGUGUUAUCAUCGGGAUGAGUUUAUAUAGACGGACGUAUCUCAUGACGUUUCAAAUCAAAAUGCAGCGACUGCUUAUGUUCAUGAACAUUCGCAAGAUUGACAAGAACCUUCGCAACGAGAUUAUUAAACACUUCGAAUUUCAAUGGGUAUUGCGAGAAGGUAAAUCCCUAGUAGAAACUUUAAAGACAUUUAAUCGAAGCCUCACGGACGAAAUCAAAUACUGCUACUACGCGCCAUCUUUUCACGAUACUUUAUUAUUUAUGAACUACCCAAAAGUGCUUCUAAAAGAACUUUUCUCCGAACCAUCCAUUCAGCAUGAAUUCAUACUCAUCACUGGCGUCGUAAUUCGGGUAAAUGAUGUACAGAAUAAGAUUUACAUUGUUUACAAAGGACAAGUGCAAGUGUUGGGACCAGAUUUUGGUUAUUUACGAGAUUUAAGAGGUGGAAGUAUGUUUGGUUGUCUGGAUAAUGUCCCGCUACAUCGAAGUACGCUCACUUAUGUAGCAAAGACACAUUGUGAGUUUCUAUCAAUUCCAAGCGAUAAAUAUCAUGAGAUAAUGAGUAAAUAUCCACGAUUCUACAAGUUUUACUUGAGAAUGCUCAGGUCUUCUAAUUAUGACUACAUUCCUUGUGGAAAAAUAAGCAAGAAGAGACUUGAUGAGACGCCUUCCAGUAGUGCGAUCGUUGAGAGAAAAAAGAAAAAAGCAAUUCGGUUUGUUUUAAGAUUACUGGACAAGUUGACAAGUAUUGUUCCCGUGGUAAAAGAACGCGAAUACGUGAAAAUUCUUUUCACUGUUUAUGCCCUGGUAGCCUUCCAGUUUCAAUGCCUGCUGCUCACUUUUCUUUCUGGCUACUUCCGGAAUGUGGUCUAUGUUGCAUACGCGCUAGAUGUUUUGUUUUGGAUAAACAUGUAUUUUGACUUCUCGACAGUCUACGAAAACCAAUACGGGCUGAAAAUACGAAGUCGUCGUUUGAUUGCCAUCAAAUACACUUCGGAGUUUUUCGGCGCGCCGUGUCAUUUUCUAGCAAAUUUCCCGAUUGAAGUUAUUGUGUUGGGAUUCCCAACCGGAUAUAGAAGACAAACAUGGGCGUAUCUAAGAUCCAAUCGAUUGUUAAAUAUCGUAUUCGUUUUCAGAUACAUUCGCUCUGUGCGCAAUCGACUUAACAUUAAUGUUCGGUUGAUAUUGAUAUUGAAUAUUCUUUUGAUUCUGUAUACUACUCAACAGUUGAGUAUAAUUUUUCUCUCGUAUUACAUUGGCGAUGAGUUUUUCUACCUGGACGCACUGAUUUAUCACAGUUAUUUGAUUUCGAAGAAAGUUUACACUCCGUUUGUGAUAAGUACUUCUGAUUUAGCAAAAUCAGUGGCGUAUAAAUUAGAUUUUGUUUUGGUUUUACUCGCUACCCAAUUGGUAUGUGUUUUGGUGGUUGGUGACUGUGUUGCCACCUAUCACAUGCUUAACUUUAGUCGUUUUCGGUACGAGACUUUCUAUAAUAGUCAGGAUAAAUCCAUGCGGUUGAUGAAUCUCUCGGAGCCACUUAUAGCACGCGUGCAACUUUACUGCAAGAAUCUUAUUCAUCACGGCCUGAACGUGCAAUUUCCAUCGUUUAUAAUCAAUGCACCGUAUUAUUUACGUGAGGGAGUGCUUGACGCCAUGUUUGGUUUUCAUUUACGAGCGCAUCCAGUGUUCAAAUUAGCGCAUUCAGACUUCAAUCGACAAGUAGCAGCAAGAUUCAAGACGCAGUAUUUUUUCGAAGGCGAUUUUAUCGCGUUCCAGAAUGAUAUUGACACAAAAAUGUAUUUUGUUCAUUCGGGGGAAAUUGAGGGAUUGGUUGAGGAUAAUAUAUAUUACGAUGUCGCUGAUAGUAGAUAUUCUCCUGGUGAUUACUUUGGAUUUCAUCAGUUGAUUUUUACGAAUGUUGGACAUACAAGAACAUACAAAGUGGUUUCGAAAAUGGCGAUGGUUCUUUCUGUGAAACGCGCAGCCGUAUCAAGACUUUUGGAUUUUUUCCCUGCUACUAAGUUUUUAUUUAACAACAAAGACACGCCAAAUGAUGAUUUGAAGCUCGCCAAGGUGGAGCUUCGAGAUUAUUUGGAAUAUACUAAAGGCAUUCACGAUUAA
Messenger RNA from Dalotia coriaria, 6164 nucleotides. RefSeq lists its product as uncharacterized. Bases 114 to 6164 code for a protein of 2016 amino acids. The transcript has 4 exons. Gene Ontology annotation, biological process: potassium ion transmembrane transport; membrane repolarization during action potential. Gene Ontology annotation, cellular component: plasma membrane. The record is from RefSeq and is a predicted model, not a curated record. Gene Ontology annotation, molecular function: inward rectifier potassium channel activity. NCBI's taxonomy places the organism in Eukaryota, Metazoa, Arthropoda, Insecta, Coleoptera, Staphylinidae.